Tuber melanosporum (Perigord truffle) is the source of this 673-nucleotide messenger RNA. RefSeq lists its product as uncharacterized. The record is from RefSeq and is a predicted model, not a curated record. Bases 70 to 585 code for a protein of 171 amino acids. The transcript is spliced from 2 exons. NCBI's taxonomy places the organism in Eukaryota, Fungi, Ascomycota, Pezizomycetes, Pezizales, Tuberaceae.
CCGCACAAAAUUAAAAAUCGGUUGGUCUCCCUCCCCUGCUCCCGAGGGCUCCCGCACCAGCAAAAGGCAAUGGUAGACUUUUUUGACCCGCUUCUUUCCUUGGAGGAAGACUACUAUCAAGAAGGAUAUGCCCAUGGUCUUGCUGACGGCGAGAAGGUAGGGAGAAUAGAGGGUCGGGUAUUCGGUCUUGAAAAGGGCUUUGAAAAGUUCUUGGAGCUUGGAAAGCUUCAAGGCCGGUGCUCGGUCUGGAAAGCGAGGCUAAAGCCAUUACAUACCCCCUCCGUUACUCCUAUAACCGCCCCACAUGGUGCAGAAAACAAUUUCCAGAUCACCAACCCAAGGGCUCAGAGACAAAUCGAAUCGCUAGCACUUCUACUCACACACCCACCUUUCAAGAACGACGGACAGUCUGUGGAGGAAGUCGAGGAGACUCUUAAGAGGGGCAAGGGGAAAGGAAAAGUCUUGAUGAAUAUGCUGAAUGAGAAGGACGAGCAGAAUGAUGGUAAAGCUGGCGGCGCAGUGGCAAGUGCGGAGGAAAGCAUCGAAGAUGCAGGAAGAGGUGCCCGCGGUGCUGGCAGAAUAUAACCCCCAUCAGAGCUAGUAAAUAUGACUGUAGUUCUACUGUAAUAUCUAGAAUUGUCCUCCCUCUGAAUGGAGAUAACUUUUACUCAAA